Entrophospora candida is the source of this 1184-nucleotide messenger RNA. NCBI's taxonomy places the organism in Eukaryota, Fungi, Glomeromycota, Glomeromycetes, Entrophosporales, Entrophosporaceae. The record is from the annotation of a GenBank genome assembly.
AUGAAUAAAUUUGUUGAACUUAUUUCAGAUCCUAUUACGUUUGGAGCUCAAGAUCAACGAGUCUUUAACCAUGUUGACUUGCCCGUGGUAACAAAUCAGGUGUCAGUGACAUUCCGAUUGAAACUUUUGAGUCAUAAUCCUAACUGGACUACUAUUUUUCACAAAGGUACUGACGAUAAAAACUUGACGCCUGGGAUCUGGAUGCAUGGAGAGAGAAUGGAUGCUGGCUUUGCAACCAGCUUGGUUAAUUAUAUAAAAGUCACCCUUCUUCCCUCACUUUCAUUAAACAAAUGGUACCAUAUAGCUUAUGUAUUUUCUGGUUCUGGAAAUAAAUUAGAUCUUUACAUAGACGGUAAAAUAGACGGGAUCUGUUACAUCCCGGAGACUGUUUCAUUCCAUGAUGGACCGCUAUAUAUUGGAAAAGCUUACUCCUAUGAUGCGGUUAAUGGAAUGAUCAGUAAUUUUCGUUAUUUCAACUGGUGCUUAUCUGAUAAAGAAGUGAAGGAUGAUUUUAAAGGCGAUAAAAUUAAAGAAUUACUUGAAAAUAACCAACAAUGGUCAAGUGAAAAUCAGAAUAAUAAAGAAUUUUUUGAUAAACUUAAAAAACAAGAACCAAAAGUUCUUUGGUUUGGAUGUUCUGAUUCUCGUGUUCCGCCCGAACUCAUCACUAAAUCAGGAUUUGGCGAAUUAUUUGUGCAUCGUAACAUAGCAAAUCAAUUCAACCCCAAUGAUGCCAAUUGCAUGUCAGUGUUACAAUAUGCUGUCAAUCAUCUGAAAGUUUCUCAUAUUGUUAUUUGUGGCCAUACAGGUUGUGGUGGAGCAAAAAGCUGUUUUGAGCCAGGCCUUGAACCCGAUCUAGAAAAAUGGCUAGAAGGAAUACGUGAAUUGGCAACGAUAAACCCCGAAUUCUCUCAUACCAAUCCAAAUUUUGGAACUCCUGAAGUUCAAGACAAAUUGGUCAAAGCUAAUGUUGUGAAACAAGUGGAAAAAAUUAGUAAAAAUUAUUUUGUUAAAUCUGCUGAACAAACAAUACAAAUUCAUGGAUUGGUUUUUGAUUUAAAAGAUGAAGAUCAAUAUGGUAGAUCUUUACUUAACGUGAGUGAAUGGAAAAAAAUUUCUCCAGCGCAAAUUCAAAAAUUAUCAAAAGAAGAAGCAACUAAACCUCAUACACAACCUUAUAUGCG